AUGCCUCGGCCUGGGAGUCCCAGUCUCCCACACAUUUGGCUGGGUCAAUCAACCACAAACCCAGCCAUCAUGGUACAAACGAGUGGGAACCAUGACGUACGCUACGUUUCGAGAGUCAAGUGCAAGCAAUCGGUUGUGGAUUGCCUCUGGAAGUUGAUUGCCGAGAGUCGAUUGCCGAGCGUUGAUUGCCGAGCGUCAAAUGCCGAAGAGUUGAUUGUCGAGAGUCGAAUACCAGAGAGUCAAAUGCCGAGCGUCGAUUGCCGAGAGACGUAUGCCAGAGAGACGAAUGCCAGAGAGUCGAUCGCCAGACAGUCGAUUGCCAGACAGUCGAUUGCCGAUAGUCGAGUCCUGAGAGUCGAACGCGAUUUACGGUGGCACCUGGCUCCUCAUGCGAGCCCCACCAUGGCAGACCAGACCAGACCAGCAGACAAGGCAUCCAACCGAAAGGACACUACCAUAUUUCUAUGGCGAAAAACCGAAAAGGAUUUCUCCGUCCUCUGA
Zychaea mexicana is the source of this 501-nucleotide messenger RNA. RefSeq lists its product as uncharacterized. The record is from RefSeq and is a predicted model, not a curated record. Bases 1 to 501 code for a protein of 166 amino acids. NCBI's taxonomy places the organism in Eukaryota, Fungi, Mucoromycota, Mucoromycetes, Mucorales, Lichtheimiaceae. The transcript has 2 exons.